Messenger RNA from Condylostylus longicornis, 1395 nucleotides. RefSeq names its product serine protease hepsin-like. The coding region runs from base 1 to 1395 and encodes 464 amino acids. Gene Ontology annotation, molecular function: serine-type endopeptidase activity. The record is from RefSeq and is a predicted model, not a curated record. Gene Ontology annotation, biological process: proteolysis. The transcript has 5 exons. Lineage: Eukaryota; Metazoa; Arthropoda; Insecta; Diptera; Dolichopodidae.
AUGUACUCCCUCUUGAUAUUAUCAAGUCUUUUAAUAUUUGCAAAUGUUGCAAACACAGAAGACAGAAUUGUUGGAGGUAGCUUCCAAAGCAUUGCUACCGCAGCAUAUCAAGCUCUUGUUUUACCAAGAGGUUUCUUAUGUGGUGGAUCAAUUUUAAAUCCGAGUUGGAUUGUAACUGCUGCUCAUUGUACAGAUGGUUUCGAUGAAACAAGUGUUCAAGUAGCUGUUGGAAUACAAGAUAGAAGUUUAUUAUCUUAUAAUCAACUUCUCAGCAUAUCUGUUUUAAUUCAAAAUCCACUUUAUGAUUCUUCUACAUACGAUGGAGACAUUUCAUUAUUAAAACUUUCUUUUGGACUUCUUUUCACACCAACUGUUAAACCAAUUGCAUUAGCAGCAUCAAUCCCACCACCAGGUACAGUUGUUUCAGUAUCAGGCUAUGGUAAAACUGAAUUGGGAACUACAAGUAGUGUUUUAUUGAGUGUUAGUUUACAAAUCAGCGAUUGGAAUUAUUGUAACAGAUUCUAUGGUACCCUUACACAAAAUCAAUUCUGCGCUGUUGCCUUACCAAAUCAAAAAGCAGAUUCAUGCCAAGGUGAUUCUGGUGGCCCAAUUGUAUACAAUGGACAAUUACUUGGUAUCGUAUCAGCUGGUGCAGGAUGUGUACAUUGUUCGGCUGAGAGCGAAGACAGAAUUGUUGGUGGAGCAGCGCUUGAUAUUGUUGCGCGUAAUUUUCAAGUUGCUGUCAUACCAAAUGGUCAAAUUUGUGGUGGAUCUUUAAUUGCGUAUGAUUGGGUUCUUACAGCAGCUCAUUGUACAGUAAAUGUUGUUGUAGAACAAAUCGUUGUUCGUGCAGGCUCUAUAUAUUUUUAUAAAGGUGGACAAACAAGUUGGGUCUCCCAAAUAAUUAAUCAUCCAAAAUAUGUAAACUCUAGAGGUGGAUUUGACAUUUCUUUAUUAAGAUUAUAUCCAGGAUUUCAACCUAGCGUCAGUAUCGGUUUGGUUUCUUUAGCUACAAGCUUGCCGCCACCUGACACAGAAGUUACAGUUUCUGGCUAUGGUACAUUAAAUUUCCAUGGAAUUGUUGCUCCAAUUUUACAGUACGUUACAGUAUCUGUGGUUGAUUUUGAAUAUUGUAAUCAAUGUUACGAUAAUCAAUUAACCAGUUCAAUGUUUUGUGCUGCCGGUGAAGGUAAAGAUGCAUGUCAAGGUGAUUCUGGUGGUCCAAUAACCUACGGUGUUGAACUAAUUGGUGUUGUUUCAUUUGGUGAAGGAUGUGCAAAUGCAACACAUCCCGGUAUUUAUACUAGCAUUCCGUUUAAUCUUGCCUGGAUUAAUAGACAGUUAGUGUCAGAUCCACCAGAAACAAUAUGGGUACAAAACUAUUUCAGUCGUUAA